AUGUCCCGGGCGCUCGUUCUCACCACAUCUUUCAAGACGUUCUAUACUCCAUCAAUUCCCCUCGGCCGCCGGACAUUAUGCACCACGGAUCAUCUAUCCUCAAACUCACAAUUUCACCGUUCUGACUUCUCCGGUCAAGGAUUCGUUGCUAGUUAUGACCCAAAUGAACCAGCAAAAGGGCCAUUAAGUCAAACCUCGCGGCAUGGAGCGACGCGGCUUACUCCAAAAUCCCUUAAAGACCAUCUUGAUAAGUUCGUGGUGGGACAAGACAAAGCCAAGAAAGUCACUAGUGUAGCUAUAUUCAAUCAUUAUCAAAGGAUUCGAGAAAUACGGCGGCAGGAAGCAGAGGAACGUGAGAAGAAGGAGCAGAAGUUGAGAAGAGAAAGUAGGGAGAAGGCGGAUAAAUCUCAUCCUGUCGAAAAUGAAUUUCCUGGCCAUCCGCAAACUGUGGAUCUGAACAGAAAACCGGAACCGGAACCUGAAAUUGGUUCUAAGCCGCUGGAGGAUGACAAAAAUACCAUUAUUGAAAAGUCCAAUCUCCUCCUACUAGGGCCCUCCGGAGUAGGAAAGACGUACAUUCUCCAAACUCUAGCUCGCGUCCUAGAAGUACCAUUUGCAACAGUAGAUUGCUCAUCUCUGACCCAGGCCGGAUACAUUGGAAGUGACAUUGAGUCUUCCAUCGAGCGUCUUCUACUAGCAGCAGCUCAUUCCGUCCCAAAAUGUGAGACCGGAAUCAUCUUCUUUGAUGAAGUUGAUAAGCUCGCCAAACCAGCCGUGGUCACCCAUGGAAGGGAUGUUUCUGGCGAAGGAGUUCAACAAGGACUCUUAAAAAUGAUCGAAGGCACUACCGUCACGAUUAACGCCAAACAAGACCGCAACUCCAAAACAGAAUCAAACUCUUCUCGUGGAGGAGAUAGACUCGAAAGAGGAACUAGAGAGUCCGGAGCUCAACCCGGUAAAAGCGAACAAUACACCAUCGACACAACUAACAUCCUCUUCGUCUUCGCCGGCGCCUUCGUCGGUCUCGAGAAAAUAGUCGCCAAACGUCUCUCAGCAGGUUCAUCCAUCGGAUUCGGCGCUCCCAUCCGCCCCCCAACCAAAAAGCCUUCCCCAACGGACCCCCCCAACCUCCUCCAAAAAGUAAACACCUCCGACCUCCAAUCCUACGGCCUAAUCCCCGAACUCCUCGGCCGCAUCCCCAUCACGGUCUCCCUCUCCCCCCUCUCCCUCGACCAACUCGUCUCCAUCCUCCGCGACCCCAAAAACUCCCUCAUCAAACAAUACACCGCCCUCUUCGCAACCUACAACGUAUCUCUACGCUUCACCACCGCCGCACUCCACGCUCUCGCCAGCCAAGCCCUACACUCCACAUCCUCCCUCUCCUCGGAGGCCAAAAACGACGAUAAAUCCACACCCGGAAUGGGCGUUGGCGCGCGGGGUCUCCGCACGAUCCUCGAGUCUGUACUGCAGGAAACGAUGUUCAUAGCUCCAGGCUCUGAUAUCAGGUUCUGUCUUAUCGAUGAGGCGUUUGUGAAAGCGCAUUUUGCGCCGGGGGAGAAGGAGAGGGAGAAGAUCCCACAGUGGUGGAGUCGUGGAGCCAGAGUUGCUUUUGAGGAGGUGUUUGAGAGGGAGGAAGGUGAGUGGGAUGAUAGGGUUAAUGGGAAGGUAAUUGAGGAGGAGGAGGAUCGUGGUGGGUUUGAGAAGUUGAGGGUUGGUGGGAGUUCUGGGAUGUGA
Molecule: messenger RNA, 1734 nt
Organism: Glarea lozoyensis ATCC 20868
Lineage: Eukaryota; Fungi; Ascomycota; Leotiomycetes; Helotiales; Helotiaceae
Product: P-loop containing nucleoside triphosphate hydrolase
Exons: 2
Coding region: 1-1734 (577 amino acids)
Biological process (GO): proteolysis; protein catabolic process
Cellular component (GO): mitochondrial matrix
Molecular function (GO): ATP binding; ATP hydrolysis activity
Source: RefSeq, a predicted model, not a curated record